This is a messenger RNA of Strigops habroptila (Kakapo), 1512 nucleotides long. It is a transcript of the gene AMDHD1, whose product is annotated as amidohydrolase domain containing 1. Gene Ontology annotation, cellular component: cytoplasm. The record is from RefSeq and is a predicted model, not a curated record. Gene Ontology annotation, molecular function: imidazolonepropionase activity. The transcript is spliced from 9 exons. Bases 24 to 1325 code for a protein of 433 amino acids. NCBI's taxonomy places the organism in Eukaryota, Metazoa, Chordata, Aves, Psittaciformes, Psittacidae.
CAUUAUCCGCGCUGCCGCGGGCCAUGGCGGGCCGGCACCGGCUCCUGCUGGAGAACGCGCAGCAGCUGGUACUGGUGUGUGCCCGGGGCGAGGAGUACCUGCGGCGGCAGGACGCGGCCAGCCUGGCCGUGCUGCGGGACGCCAGCCUGGUGGUGGGGCUAGAUGGUUGUAUCAAAGCUGUGGGCCAGGCAGAUGUUAUUCGCAAUCAGUUUUCAGGAGCAACAUUUGAAAGAAUAAUUGACUGCUCUGGGAAGUGCGUGUUACCAGGCCUGGUAGAUGCACAUACACAUCCAGUGUGGGCUGGUGAUAGGGUUCAUGAGUUUGCAAUGAAGCUGACAGGUGCAUCCUAUAUGGAGAUCCAUGAGGCUGGGGGAGGAAUACACUUUACCGUGGAACACACUCGGAAGGCCACAGAAGAAGAGCUGUUCAGUACAUUCAAACACCGACUAGAACGCAUGCUCAGAGCAGGAUCCACGCUGGUCGAGUGCAAGAGUGGAUAUGGCUUGAACUUAGAAACAGAGCUUAAAAUGCUCAGGGUGAUUGAACGCGCUAAGCAAUCCAUGGAUAUCGGCAUUUCUGCUACGUACUGUGGAGCUCAUUCUGUGCCAAAAGGGAGAACUGCUGCUGAAGCCACAGAUGACAUUAUCAAUAACCAUCUCCCUAAACUGAAAGAACUCAAACUAACUGGUGAAAUACAUGUUAACAAUAUAGAUGUGUUCUGUGAGAAGGGAGUCUUUGAUCUGGAGUCUACUAGGAGAAUUCUUCAAGCUGGAAAAGAUAUAGGGUUACAGAUUAACUUCCAUGGUGAUGAACUUCAUCCGAUGAAAUCUGCUGAGCUUGGAGCUGAACUUGGAGCCCGGGCUAUCAGCCACCUGGAAGAAGUCAGUGAUGAAGGUAUCAGGGCAAUGGCAAGAGCUAGGUGCGCUGCUGUCCUUUUACCAACAACUGCCUACAUGCUAAGACUGAAGCAACCUCAAGCUAGAAAAAUGUUAGAAGAAGGAGUUAUAGUUGCUCUUGGCAGCGACUUUAAUCCUAAUGCAUACUGUUUUUCAAUGCCUAUGGUGAUGCAUCUGGCCUGUGUAAACAUGAAGAUGUCAAUGAAUGAAGCGCUGGCAGCUGCCACCAUUAAUGCAGCUUAUUCUCUGGGAAAAUCGGAUACACAUGGCUCCAUAGAGAUGGGCAAGCAGGGGGAUCUUGUGAUCAUAAAUUCAUCAAGGUGGGAGCACUUGAUUUACCAGUUUGGGGGACAUGAAGCAUUGAUCAACUAUGUUAUAGUUAAAGGAAAAGUCGUCUAUCAAAAUGAGAGGUGUGAGACCAGUUACUGAGAGAUGAUAAUUUAGGAAUCAUGAUAAUCAGGAUAGCGAUAAUUUAGGAAGCUACUAUAAAAAAAUUAGCAUGGAGUAUUUCAAAGCAACAGACCAAUAAGGUUUGUAUGUGCCAGUAAAUUGUUUGUCUGCUCACCUUACCAGUCCUCUUGUGGAAAUAAACUUUACCAAGCAUUACCCAUUUGGA